This is a messenger RNA of Lactuca sativa (garden lettuce), 792 nucleotides long. NCBI's taxonomy places the organism in Eukaryota, Viridiplantae, Streptophyta, Magnoliopsida, Asterales, Asteraceae. The record is from RefSeq and is a predicted model, not a curated record.
GAGCCUCCAGCCGUCACCACCCUUUCCACCCGCCAUUACCCCACCUUUGCUUCCUCCGAUCUCCGGCGUCGCAGCUCUCCUUUCCGUCUAAGUCGCAUCCAUGGCUGCCGGCAACGACGAGAGCUACCGUGAAAUGAAGUCUUGCGUGUUGCUGCCGCCGAGUUCCGUUAGACUGCCAUGCGGUAGUCACCGCCACCUUCCCGCUGUACUCUCCUCCUUCUGCUCCGUUGUCCGUCGCCAACUCCGCUCCGAGUGGCGGACCAAUUUAUUCCGGCUAGAGUAUGCCGCCGUGUGUGCGUGUGAAGCUGUCACAAAUACUCUCUUCUCCAUGCUUUCUGGACGUCACGAAUCCCGAAUGCUACCGUCAACCGUCGUGUCGUCGCUUGGUUGCUGCCGCCAUCCUAGAUUCGUGCUAUCACCGCCAUGAGCCACCAGGUGUGGCUGGAUUUAUCUCGCAAACGGAGGUGUUUGAGUGUGUCUCCGUUAUUAUGGCGUGUUAUGUAUCGGGAAUCUGUCACCUAGCAGCUGGGGUUGAGACUGCGGGACUUCAGCAGUGUGGGAUUGUGUCUACGGGACUUCAGCAGUGUGAGGUACUUCGUGUUUAAAGGAAAGGAGCCGGCUUGAUCGCAGCGCAUCACACUAUGGUUUUCCGCACAUGAGAUCUUUGGGAUUACACUCUGAUGUUGUUUUAUGAUAAAGCGUUUGAUUAUUCCUACUUGGUUUUGACAUGACAUGGUAUUGCAUAUGUUUUUAUCACACUGUUGGUUUUAUAAUGACGUAUUUAAAACGAAA